AUGGCUACCCUCGCGCCCAACUACAAUUUCCAGCCUCGAAGCUCGACAGAAACGGACCGGCGAUAUCUCCUCGCAGACAGCGUAGCACCGUCAGAGUCCGCAUCGAUCAUUACAGACUUCGCCGAUGAUGGGGGCGACCGCACACCUCGCGCACACUCGCCGGCGCCAUCGACCGCGCAGAAUGCAAUAGAUCAAAGGUUCCGCAUAGCAGCCAACAACAACAACUCCCACAAUCCUCUGGAACGACGAGAUACAAUCGCCGAUCCAACAGUAGUCCCGCAACAACCCUACAAAGGUUUCCCGUCUGAAGCCCACUAUCUAGCAGCCCUACAUGCUUGGGCUGAGGACAAGAAGUUUGUCCAGGUAGGCGACACCACAUUGCAUGGUUUCUACGGCCAUACGUCGAUGCAAGAGUACGCUGCUCGACCAGGGCAAGACUUCGGGAUCAAGAAGAAGUGGAGGGCAAGGAAGGAAGCUAAGCAAGCGAAGAAAGAGGAGAAGAUGUCUGAUGCGGAGCGGACGAGGAUUGCUGGGAGUAGGAGGAAUACUGUGACAUGA
Molecule: messenger RNA, 558 nt
Organism: Recurvomyces mirabilis
Lineage: Eukaryota; Fungi; Ascomycota; Dothideomycetes; Mycosphaerellales; Teratosphaeriaceae
Exons: 1
Coding region: 1-558 (185 amino acids)
Source: RefSeq, a predicted model, not a curated record